AUGAUAAAAAAUAUCGAAUCCUUGGAAAAGAGUAAAGUUCCAUAUUUAAAUCCUAUAUCUGCCACCACGCCAAACACAGAUAGUGGGGAAGAGUCGAGUGUGAAAGAUGAGAUAAACGAAAGUCCAGUUGAUAGAAAGAGACGCAAGGCAGAUAUGUUAUUAAUCACUCGUUUUAUGAUCCGUAAAUUCUUGAACGGUAUCUAUAAGAAAUAUAAACCAAUUUUGAAAAAUAAAGAAAACAAUUUUAAGUUCAAUGUGCAACUUGUAAGCGAAUUUAUGGAAAAUUUAAUGGUUAGAAUAAAAUCAACAAAGGUCCAAUUCAAGAGGAUGUGUAUUAUCAUGGUCAAAUUUUUAGAAUGUUGUUUGACUGAAACCAAUUAUUUCCAAUUCCUAAGAAAUGAUAUAAAGAAAUUAAUCAUCACUAGUUUCAUAUUAAGUAUACCUAAUGAAUCCUCCAAGAAUAAGUCUUAUAAAACUCCAAGUAGCUUUAGUAGUAUCAGUCAAAAGAGAGAUGAAGAUUAUAAGUUUUAUUCCCAAAUUACCGGAUUGACAGUGAGUGAGAUUAACAAUUGUUGUUCUAUUGUCAGACCAAUCUUGAUCAGAGAAUCAAGAUUACAAUAUAGGUUCAUUAAGGAUAAGUUCCGGCAUCAACAACAAUUGCAAAACGACCGGCUGAAUUAUUCCAAUAAUUUCGCUAGUAUUGCUAGAGAUCGUCUUUUAAAUAGCAACGAUAAUGAAUUGAAGUUGACUGAUUUGAUUGAUAUCAUUCAAAAUGAAGAGAAUCAAAAUAAUGAGAGUGAUAUCGAUACAAUUAAUGAAGAAGAAAGAAUCAUUGAAGAAUUGAAAAACAAAAACCCAGGUAGAAAUGAUAAUCAUGGGUUAGUCUCUUUAACUUCUGUUUUUAAAUUAAACCACAGUAAAAACCGUCCUAAAGUGAAUAGGAAGGAAAAUAAAAGAAACCAUGAGAUCUUGACCUUGCCAUAUGAAAAUUAUUCUUUAAAUGAUUUGAGUGUUAAGAUUGACGAUAGAGAAACGUUCAUCAACAGUACUUCUCUAUUCAAUUCUCAACAAGGAUCAUCAAAUGACACUCGCAAUGUAUUGAUAAACCCCUCUAUGCUCCAUCGACAUCAUCAGCAUAAUCAUAAUCAUUCCAGCCAUUCUCUAACAAUGGACCCUAAAUCUCUCCAUGACACAUCAACAGUCGACGCCACUACACUUCUCCAAGAACAACAAAUUAUACAUGAAGCCGCAGAAUACAACUCUGAUUGUGCCAGCAACGAUCAAGAUUGUAACGACUCCGAUAUCGAUAUAAACUUCAAUACUGAACAUAUUAUCCUUCAGACAGAAUUAGCCCAGUUCAAUGAAUUGGGCCGCGCGUUGUUUGAGGACACGUUCCCAAUUGACUGCUAA
Henningerozyma blattae CBS 6284 is the source of this 1410-nucleotide messenger RNA. RefSeq lists its product as uncharacterized. The transcript has a single exon. The record is from RefSeq and is a predicted model, not a curated record. NCBI's taxonomy places the organism in Eukaryota, Fungi, Ascomycota, Saccharomycetes, Saccharomycetales, Saccharomycetaceae. The coding region runs from base 1 to 1410 and encodes 469 amino acids.